AUGAGCAACACGGCAGUGUUCGUUGUUUUCGUCUGCUUUCUUAUAGGACAUGGCGACAGUGCGACAACCGGCCGAUGUCCACACGAAACGAGCAAAAAGAUUCAAGGAUAUGGCUUUGGAUCACCUCGAAGGUGCCUGUCGCUGUUUAAUGCUGAUUUAAUGAUUAAUCCGGCGCUGAGGUCCUACGAGACGGUGGCGAAAACAUGUGAGGCUCUGAAAAAGGGUUCCAUCGCGUUCGCCGGCAAACACUUUAAGCCAGGUCAUUAUUGGAAAUUCCUGAAGGGAAGACAUGAGGCGCUGACGAUCCUGAACGGCUGGCGACUGGCGUCCGCGAAAUGGCAUCAAUUUGCCAAAUGUUCUGAUGACAAAAUCGGCUGCACAGAGAUUGCAAUUAAUCUGAAUAUCGCUGGUAAUCCUGACAACCAGCACAUCAUGCGCCUGCAUCAUUACUCAUACGAAAUAUCACUGAACGUCGACCUACGUCUCACGUAUGUGGAUUAUCUGAGAGUAAUCGCCACCAGCAUGGAGCAGCAGUUCUGUUCGUACUUGGUGAGGGAUGAGCGAACGAAAGAGUUUACCAAUGCCGCGACAUUCAAUUGCACCUCAUGGUCCUUCGGAUACUAUAUGUGUGAGAGCGAUCCGUAUGAUGACUGCAAAUUCACAAGCUCCGAAGUCUGCACGUAUGUCGCGACAGAAGGAAAGUGUUUCUUCAAGGAUCGUAUUAACGUUCUGGAGGCCGCCGAGCAGCCGUACGGUCGGUGUCCAGAAUCAAGACUCAGACUGGACAGUCCCUGCCUCUGUACAAGCUGCUCACGAACUCAUUGGCUUCCCUGGUCUACAUUCAAUGGCACCUGUGGAACCGUUUAUUCUAUCAGAUAUCGGUCACGGAAUGGCAUGGACCAAGCUGCAUGUCGAAAGGUCGACAUGAGACCAUACUGUUGUAACGAAACCCGUAUUACCAACCUGCAGGACUGUACGCCGGGUAAUCAGGUCAUUCUAACUUCAACUACCAAAAACUAA
Messenger RNA from Soboliphyme baturini, 1020 nucleotides. The record is from the annotation of a GenBank genome assembly. NCBI's taxonomy places the organism in Eukaryota, Metazoa, Nematoda, Enoplea, Dioctophymatida, Soboliphymatidae.